AUGCCUUCUGUCGCUCGCGUCCCCGUCCAACUCAACCCCCACUACAAACGAAACGGCCUCAAGUCCUACGUCUAUCUGCUUAACAAGUACAAGUUCGUUCCCACACUGCGAGGCCCGUACUCUGCGACCCGGGGCCAGGCUCUUUUCAAACAGAGCGCUGACGGAACACAAGCCCAAGUCCUUCCUGCUGCUAAACAUCCGUCCAGCCCAGCUACUGAUCAGCAGAACGACUCUCUCUACACUUGUCCUGUCAAAAUCGGCACCCCGGCUCAGACUUUGAACCUGGACUUCGACUCUGGAUCAUCGGACCUCUGGUGCUGGUCUACUGAGUUGCCACGAACCACUCUCUCCGCAGGCAAAGGCCAUACCAUCUUCGACCCUUCCAAGUCCUCAACAUUCAAGAAUCAGCCCCAGUCUACCUGGCAGAUUCAGUACGGAGAUCAGUCGUCGGCUUCGGGCACGGUCGGCACCGACAACAUCCAAAUCGGGAACAUCACCGUCAAGGGUCAAGCAAUCGAACUUGCCAACAAGCUGUCGUCCCAGUUCACAGAGGAUGCCUCGUCAGAUGGCCUUCUUGGUCUUGCGUUCGGCUCCAUCAACACUGUGAAGCCAACUCCUGUCAAGACACCCGUCGAGAACAUGAUUGCCCAGGACGACAUCCCCCAGAACGCUGAAGUCUUCACCUGCUACCUUGGAUCCAUCAAAGACCCCAAUGAAGAGUCGUUUUAUACCUUUGGCGAGAUCGAUCAAUCAGUUGUACCAUCGGGUUCUCAGAUUGCAUACACCCCGGUCGACAAUUCUCAGGGCUUCUGGAUGUUUGACUCGACGUCUGCAAAGGUCAAUGGCAAGACUAUCCAGCUUUCUGGCAACAAGGCUAUUGCCGACACCGGCACCACGCUUCUGCUCACAUCCGACGAGGUGUGUGAGGCUGUCUACUCGGCAAUCCCUGGUGCCAAGCAGGAUAGCAGCCAGCAAGGCUGGGUGUUUCCUGCCAACACCGCCGAAGCAGACCUACCUACCGUCACCUUCAUGGUUGGCAACACUCCGAUCACAAUCGAGAAGAAACACCUUGCUUUUGCGGGUGGUCUCGAAGGUAACAUGGCGUAUGGUGGGAUUCAAUCUCGAGGUGACCUGACAUUUGAUAUUCUUGGAGACACUUUCUUGCAGAAUGUCUACGCCGUCUUUGACGUCGGAAACACUCAAUUCGGCGUGGUGCAGCGAGCUCCACCAAGCACUAGCUAG
Messenger RNA from Exophiala spinifera, 1242 nucleotides. RefSeq lists its product as uncharacterized. Gene Ontology annotation, biological process: proteolysis. Gene Ontology annotation, molecular function: aspartic-type endopeptidase activity. NCBI's taxonomy places the organism in Eukaryota, Fungi, Ascomycota, Eurotiomycetes, Chaetothyriales, Herpotrichiellaceae. Bases 1 to 1242 code for a protein of 413 amino acids. The transcript has 5 exons. The record is from RefSeq and is a predicted model, not a curated record.